CUUCCCUUUUUAAAAACGUACAUAGAUUGAUUUUAUAAUUAAUCAGAUCCUCAGAUUGGGAACUGCUCUGAUGUCUGGCAAUGUAAGCUCGUUAUUUCGCUAAAUCAUGCUUCCCUUUCUCGGCAGUCAAACAGAGCUGCGUGAUUGCGAAAGCUUGUCCAAAUCAUCUCCCGUUGGUCCGACAAGUUAUUUUUUAUUUUUUUACCCACCUUUCUUCCACAGAACAGUGAACCGUUCUGUUCAUCAUGUAUGAACUAUAGGUAUUAGAAGCAAAACCCUCCCUUUCGGCAACUGAUUCCAUUUUUAGUCAUGUUGUGACCUACAUGGUGUUACAAACCUGAAUCAAAUGACGUACAAUUGACCAACCCGGAAGUAACAGUUCUUGCACUUUCAGCCUGAAACUGCCUUUUAUCGAAGAUUACUUCCCGUUUUAACAAACUACGCUUUUUUCUCCUCCUCUCAGCAAGAGGAAGAAACACUCUUGGUUGCCUGAAUCCAGAGGUCUGCCAAAGCCCAGGAAGAAAAGGACCCCAAGACUGGGAAUCAACAAAUAAAGAAGCAAAGGUUGUAGAUGGCAGUUCAUACCUGGGGCAGCGUUCUGGUACCUUGCUGAAGUAGGCAAGUUGUGACUGGAUGCAGUUGACAUUAUUUGCAACCCACUCAUAACUGUACUCUUCCCUCUUGGUACCUUAACAUGGGGAAUCUUCUUAAGGUUUUGACAUGCACAGAUCUUGAGCAGGGGCCAAAUUUUUUCCUUGACUUUGAAAACGCACAGCCCACGGAAGCUGAAAGAGAAAUAUUUAAUCAGGUGAAUGUAGUGUUAAAGGAUGCAGAAGGAAUCCUGAAUGAUCUACAGUCGUACAGAGGGGCAGGACAUGAAAUAAGAGAGGCAAUACAACAUCCAAAUGAUGAAAAUUUACAAGAAAAAGCAUGGAGUGCAGUAUGUCCACUAGUAGGAAAACUAAAGAAGUUCUAUGAGUUUUCCCAGAGAUUGGAAGCAGCUUUGCAUGGCCUGUUGGGAGCACUGACUAGCACACCAUAUAGUCCCACACAGCACCUUGAGCGAGAGCAGGCUCUUGCCAAGCAAUUUGCUGAGAUCCUUCAUUUUACUCUACGAUUUGAUGAACUUAAGAUGACAAAUCCUGCGAUUCAGAAUGACUUCAGCUACUACAGGAGAACCUUAAGCCGUAUGAGGAUUAAUAAUGUCCCAGCAGAAGGAGAAAAUGAGGUAAAUAAUGAAUUGGCCAAUAGAAUGUCCCUGUUUUAUGCUGAAGCAACGCCAAUGUUGAAAACCUUGAGUGAUGCCACAACUAAGUUUGUUUCGGAUAACAAGUCUCUACCCAUAGAAAACACCACUGACUGCUUAAGCACUAUGGCGAGUGUAUGCAGAGUUAUGCUGGAGACGCCGGAAUACAGAAGCAGGUUUGCAAGUGAAGAAACGGUAUCAUUUUGUCUGAGGGUGAUGGUGGGUGUCAUCAUUCUUUAUGACCACGUGCAUCCCGUUGGGGCAUUUGCCAAAACAUCUAAAAUUGAUAUGAAAGGAUGCAUAAAAGUCCUAAAGGAUCAGCCUCCAAAUAGUGUAGAAGGCCUUCUGAAUGCUCUCAGGUACACCACCAAACAUUUGAAUGAUGAGACUACCUCUAAGCAAAUUAAGACAAUGUUGCAGUAAAGCAUAGCAAGAAACUGGCUACAGAAAACAGUAUUCUGCAAUGAUUGAGAUGCACAGAUAUGUUUUUAAUUGUUAAAGAAUGCAACUGCUUUUUCUUUGUUUUUUUAAAAUGUGUUCCUGCUCUUUAAAAAUUGCUAAAGUUAUUUUCUGUGCCAAAUUCUCUAAAAGGACAUAAACAGUGCAAAAAGUGUUUACUUUGUUUUGCGUUUGAUUGAAUGGAUGGUCAUGGAGCACAUUGGCAGCUACUAUUCCAAGUUGGGUGUCUUUGUAUGUGUAAGGAAAUUAAGUAACUUGGCCAAAAUGACAAAGAAAAUCUCUGUUCUGUUUCUACUGAUUAAUAUUUAAUACAGCUUCUGCAUGACAAGGUCUUUUCAUGCUAUGUAAAACAUCACGAAUGGUCAUUUCCUAUCACAGCUUCAUCAUGUGCAGCCAUUAAAAAUGAAAGAGAUGUUAAAUUAACUAUAAAUGUUUUAUUGUACAAAAAGGUACCUAGCACAACAGACUACAAGUUAUAGUACAAGUCUGUUUUGUUAAUACUUAACUUUGCAUUGACUCAUUUUGUACGAGUGUAAGUUUAACAUGCAUUAAACUAACUUUAAAACUGUGAUGUGUGCGUAACAGAUGCGGAUGCAUGUACAUGUAAAAUGGACAGCUAUUAGUCAAAUAAAAUGAGCUUUUGUUUUUCUAAAACCUG
Molecule: messenger RNA, 2363 nt
Organism: Stegostoma tigrinum
Lineage: Eukaryota; Metazoa; Chordata; Chondrichthyes; Orectolobiformes; Stegostomatidae
Product: CYFIP-related Rac1 interactor B
Exons: 14
Coding region: 695-1669 (324 amino acids)
Biological process (GO): positive regulation of T cell activation; regulation of actin filament polymerization
Molecular function (GO): small GTPase binding
Source: RefSeq, a predicted model, not a curated record